CACGGACCGCGCGGCCGUUUUGAGGACCCGAGGGGUUCCACGCCGCGUACCUAAGUAGCGUCACACAAGAAAAAAACACCGCGAAAUGGCCGCUUUGAUAGCUGCAGUUACAGGCGCCCUCCUCCAGCCCGCCCCCAGGGGCGGCGUUCACUGGGAAGGAAUUGUGCGGGUGCCCGGGCACCGAGAGUCCCAGGUCUUCAAGAAAGGCGAGCGGUAUUAUACGACGGACGGCUCCACCCUGCCGCACUGGACGCACGAGCACCUCGAAGGCCGCCCCGAGGAGCCGCUAGGCCCCGGCACCUGGUGGGGCCGGCCGGAAGAGGAGUCGUUGGCCGACGUCGUGGGCAACCCCUCGCUGCUCUACUACACAGAACCCGAUGCGACGUGCCUGGUGGUCGCUCUCUUGGACCGGCCGCGCUUUUCUCAGGGCAUGUACGAGAGUAGAUACAUAACACUCAUGAUGAAGAUCAUAGCAAAAUUGCGGCCCUGGCAAUAUAAACAUCGUGUCUGCAAAUGCAACUUGGUGGCCGUGGACGUUUUCCCGGACGUCGACGAGUUCCGCCCGAGCCCGAACUCGAAUGCCUGGAAAUCCACCCACAUCACCAUGCCCGACCCCAUUUGGACUGCCGAGGAGAUCAUGGCGUACGUCGACGGGCUGGGAUCGCCCGAUGUAUACUGGGCUUCCUUCGGUUAUUACCCUACGACCUACGAACCGAUGCUUCGAGCGGCCUUCGACGAACUCGUCGACGCCCGCGCGGCCGCGGAACCCUAGUAUCUAGCUAGCAUGCACUAAUAUUC
Pelagomonas calceolata is the source of this 798-nucleotide messenger RNA. The record is from the annotation of a GenBank genome assembly. Lineage: Eukaryota; Pelagophyceae; Pelagomonadales; Pelagomonadaceae.